ACGCGUUUGAUAAAAGUCCAACUCCUGUAUGAAUUUCUUGGUAAAUGAUGGGAGUGAAGCACAUGACUCUUGUCAGUCGCUGCUAGGCCUCUCCGGCCAGGCUGCAAACUUAAGGUUUGAAAGCGACGAGAGUGGAAGGAGCAGGAAAAUAAAAGCGGAAGCGCACCGCGCAGGCGGCGGCGGCGGAGGAGACAGUGCCCGAGGUGGCGGUGGCGAGAGAAGGGUUCGCAGGUCCCCCCGCACGGCUGCAGGCACCACCGCAGCGACCACGCAACAGCGGGCCAGGAGGUUUAGGAACCAGAUAUCGUCUGGGUGUGAACAUAAAGCACCCAUCAAGAGCAAUAGUGCCAUCCUGACUUCAUCAACGUCGCCCAACAACAGCAACCUGACGAGCAUCAAAGCCUCGCAGCAAACUCUUAACCAGAACAACACGAGUCCCACAUCUCCUCUGGCGGCGAGCAAUAAGCAGAGACUGAACUAUUCCGGUCCUCCUUCCUCCCUGACAUCUGUGCCUGCUACGAACGCUUCUAGAGGCUAUAAGGCUAGUCACAGGGACUCCCUGCACUCGAGCAAUGGUUACAACGCUGUGGCCACCGACGAACAUCGCCAAGUAAACAGCAAUCACGCAUACAAAACCGGAAAUUCUCUUACCAAACCUCGCAGCAAUCACCUCGGCUAUCGGAACGUUCGACCCCGGCCGACUUUUACUUCGCCUCCUACAACAAACGGAUCUUGCGGUGGGGCUUCAGGUACUUCAGGCAAUUCCUCUCCAGCGUCUUGCAUCUCUUCGUCCCGGUUACAGAAACCUAGGUCUAAAAAUUCCCCCGGAGGACGGACUAGUGUUCAAAAAACGCAACCUGGAGACGUGUCGUCUCGACCACGGUCUUGCAGUAACAGCAGUUGGAGCAGCAGCAGUAGCAGCAGCGACAGCGGUAACAACGAGAACUUAGCGAACGGUACCUCGUCGUUGACGGUUUCUUCACUGCUGCGGAGCACAACUCCAGGAACACCGAACACCCAACGCGGGUCAUCGUCGGGAAAUUCUUCCCCCCGCGGCGGGUCUUCAUCUCUUGGCGUCACUGCAGCAGCGGCAGCGACAUCAUCACCCGGGGCGUCCAGGCACCUCAGAACAACACGCAGCCGCAAUCGUAUGACCAUGGGACAGAAGACGUCCAGCGGUCUGAAGACGGCGGGAAGGAGUGGAGCAGCUGAAAGCGGCGCGUCAACGCAAAAUCGCUUCACACGUGAGCUCGCCAUGGCGCAGGACCUGGUCAGACCCAAGCGCCUGGACAUGCUGCUCGACAUGCCUCCUGCUUCCAGAGAAGUGGCCGUAAAGCAUUCCUGGGAUCCCGACGACCGUUCCCUCAACAUUUUCGUCAAGGAUGACGAUAAGACAACGUUCCAUCGGCACCCGGUCGCACAAAGCACAGACUGUAUAAGGAGUCGGACGGGUUACACCCGUGGCAUCCAUUACUGGGAGAUGACCUGGUCUACCAGACAGAGGGGCACCCAUGCGGUCGUAGGUGUUGCUACACCCGAAGCUCCCCUUCAUUCUGUAGGGUACCAGUCACUCGUAGGCAGCAAUGACCAGUCCUGGGGCUGGGACCUUGGCAGGAACAAACUUCAUCACAACUCUAAGGGAGGAAAUUCCGGCAUCACUUAUCCUAAGUUAUUAAAUUGCGACGAAACCUUUGCUGUUCCAGAUAAAUUUAUAAUCAUAUUGGACAUGGAGGAGGGGACGCUUUCUUUUAUGGUAGAUGGCCAGUACCUGGGGGUCGCAUUCCGCGGGUUGCGGGGCAAGAGGCUUCAUCUGAUCGUCUCAGCCGUGUGGGGGCACUGCGAGAUCACACUUCGCUAUCUAGGAGGACUGGGCCCUGACCCUCUUCCGCUGAUGGACUUGGCGCGGCGCGCAGUGCGAUUGUCAGUUGGGAAGCAGCGUCUUCAUCGGCUACAGGAACUCAACCUGCCAUCCUCAGUCAUAGACUACCUUCACUUUAAGGACCGUGACACUUGAUUGUCUUCUCAACUACAAACCUUUCCACCGCUGAGCACUCCGAGAGCGCGCUUUAAGUCCACGCUUCUUUCGCUUCAGGUCGCGUAUCGUCUCUUUUUUUCCAUUUCUGUCGAAAUUUUCCUAUGUUCGUUUUCUGUUCCCUGGAAUUUCUAUCAUCUUACGAUUACCAUAUUUUCACGUUCGUAUCUUAAGCUCGUGCUUAAUGAAUUACAAUUAUAUUUGAAUCGUAUCGGCAGUUUUUACAAACAUUUUAACGGACCAUAGAUUACUUUAAUCUGGUUCUAUUGGGUGUUUUUAGUCAAUGAAGCCUAAUUCAGUUGAAUUCGUUUAAUAUAUUUUACUGCAGACAUACUGUCAAAAUUAAUCGUACAUGACAGUUCAAUUUGAUUACUUGGAUUGAUACACAAAAAAGGUUUGAUGGCUGAAAUUUCAGAUUUAGUUCUCCGAUUUCUCCAUUAUUUCACAACAGUUCCCUUAAAUGCUUUGAAUAAUGUUCACUUUUUAAUUGCGUCGUGAUUGAACUGAAUAUGAUGUCUCCUUUGUCCUCGAGCCGUUAUUGGUCUAUAUUUAAAGUAUUAAAUCGAAAUUAAAGACUUGCUUUUGGUGAAGCUGUAUCCUUGAAACAAAAAUGAAUCAGUAAAUUGUGUUACUUUUGAUGAAGAGCAACGAUAAAGCGUUUAGUUUCUGAACGUUGUAAUAAUCAGUUAAAAAAGUGAUCGUUAAGAAUUUCCUACCAUAAUUUUUGUUACUCUUAAUUGGACUUCUUGAAACUUGUGUGAUGCGUGUAAAACUUGUUUUAGAUAGCAGAAUGAGCAAAUAGUUUUUUCCUGUUCGUCUCAUUAUUAAAUAAUGUAAAAAUUCGUCUCUUGUUCGUUUCGUCUGCAUAGUUCUCUUUGAAAUUCGAUUGUCGUGAAGUCCACGUUCGUUCCUUGUCAUUUAUUCAACGAACAGUCGAGACUGAAAGUUCUUUCUCCAAUAUGCUUGUGAAGACAAAUUUUCUUAGCUUUCAUAAGUCUUGACUUUGAGUCAUUUUUCUGUUUGUGUAAUUAUUGCACUGCACUGUCGUGUCAUUUCUGGAAUGAAUGGAAAUAAAUUAUUAAUUUUACAUUAAUUUUUCUAUUCUGCUGACCAAUGUUGCAUGUGCCCUUCUCGACCGGAGACGAUGCCGCAGUGUUUCUUAUUCCAACUUUUAAACAAUUGUUACGUUUUUAACAUCGCCACUGUAUUUUUAAUUGUUUACCGUUAACUAUUGCAUUUUGUGUAAGUAGGGAUGAGCGUUUCCUUUGCUCAAUUUUCUCAUCUUGUUUGGUUUAUUGAGUUCAACUUGAGUCAGCUCUGCUUGAUCAUCUGGAUCUAGGAUCCUCUAAGCAUCGACUUCUAAGAGUUAGAUUAUAGUUAACUCAUAAUGGUCGUUAUCCUGCUCAAGGGUCUGGUUCAUACCUCAGCUACUCCUCAUUGGCUUGGCCAUUUACCUGUUCUUUUCCAUUUCCUUUUGAGUUCUUUCAACUCGCGGAUUGUUUUUUUCACCGAUUUUACUGGUUCUCAUUUAACCGGUCGCUGUGCGUUGCACAACCGUCAACCAUGAUAUUAUUAGAAUCUCUGAAAACAAAGCACGGAAUUCCCUGUUCAUGAAAUGCCUCUCAGUCGGUUCUGCUCAUCUUGCUCUAUCGUUUUUUAUAUUUAACGAUUUUUUUCGGUUGUUCUAAAUACUUUCGCUAACUUAAACAAGGCAAUAAUUUUUCCAUGACAUCAAUGUAGCAAAACAAAUUUUAAAAAAUUGCAGGCAAAUCGGAGGUUCUUGAAUGUGAUAUAUUUUUCACGAACUUUCUCGUGCGCAUUUUUCUCACGUAGCGUUUAUUCUAUUUGUGCAAGGAGAUGUGAUGUGCAGCUCACGGGUCAAUGCUUAUGUGGAAGGAUGCUCUCGUAACAUAGUCAUAGUUCUUUAAAGCCCUUCUACGUUGUAAUGCCUCGUCGUUAUCUGUGUGAGUUUUGUGAAUUCCUCUGCACAGUGUUUUGAGCUACUCAAACCAGAAUGAAGAACUACAGACACACAUUUUAUUCAUGAAGUAACGUCCUUGAGUAGCAGUUGGUUCGCUUUGAUGACGAUGGUUCAAUUCAGACUUUUUGUUUGUGGUGGUUUGAUAAGUAAAACUUAUGUUUUGUCACAGUUCUUAGGCGCGCAGUCAUGCAUCUGUAAGCUUGAGUGGUAAACCGAUACGUCGGUUUGCAGGACAACUUGCUGACUAGUUUUACUAUAAAACGUACUCCUAACUAGUGAAGGUUAGCUCGUAAGCUCAGUUAGUCUACGUUUAAGUCACCAAUGGACCUUCCUCUAUAGCUAGUCCUUAGGCGACGCUCGUAAGUGACGGAGCCUUGAAGUGAUUACUACCACUGAUCCACCAUCCUGGAGAAUAGUUUGUGUGCUGGCAUGUCUGUAUAAUCAAGUCACGUUCCGGCUGUUUGUGUAUUGUGUACUUGACUAUAAUCUUAUCCAGGAUGAGCACAAUAGUAUUUCCUUUAGUUUUGCGUGCAGUUGCGAGCACUGUGGCUGAUCGGAUCAGUAAUAGUGAUAUUCUGAAUGAAAACUAGUGAUGUUACAAAGUUAACGGCAGUUUUUUUUUCUAAAAGUAUGCCUGCAUUUGAGGAAAAUUGUUUCAUUCCGUUCAUGUUGUUCAUCGUCCUGCAAUUUUUGCGUGUUGCUUUAGUAAGAAAUUAAAUUUCUGACUUGUUAGAUUCACUCGCUUGGAGCUUGGUAGUUUGGAGUAUUACCGAUAAAAGCUUUUAUUAAAAUGUACUCCAGUCCUCACAAUGCAAAAGCUUUCCAUUGUCACCAGAAAUUUGGUCUUCGCAGAUUUUUCAACAAGUUUGAUCUCUUCCCGUAUUACCAUCUAGACACGGUUAAGUCAUAAGGUUUCAGGGGCUCUCUUCUCGAAUGGUAGAAGUUGCGAUUCAAUACAGUUUUGUCGACCUUGAUGCAAAUCAACUUUAUGGUGACCAGAAUUGUUGCGUAAUCGUCGACUUUAACAACGCGGCAUGGUUACGUAAGCGUGUACAGUGCCAUUACUAUUACUUUGUCAGAUUGACAGCAUGUGUGUGUUCGUAUGUAUGACGUAUAAACGUCAGUUAUUGCUGAAAGCAUCUACGUCGUUUCUUAAGAAACAUUCGAGUGAUUAGUGCUAUAUUGUGUUAGUGCUUAGUGUAGGAGGCGUCCUUGUACAAAAAAUAUUAAAAGCAAAAUAAUU
Hyalella azteca is the source of this 5256-nucleotide messenger RNA. It is a transcript of the gene gus, whose product is annotated as mucin-5AC. Bases 29 to 2014 code for a protein of 661 amino acids. Gene Ontology annotation, molecular function: protein binding. The transcript is spliced from 7 exons. Lineage: Eukaryota; Metazoa; Arthropoda; Malacostraca; Amphipoda; Hyalellidae. The record is from RefSeq and is a predicted model, not a curated record. Gene Ontology annotation, biological process: proteasome-mediated ubiquitin-dependent protein catabolic process. Gene Ontology annotation, cellular component: SCF ubiquitin ligase complex.